Molecule: messenger RNA, 741 nt
Organism: Nicotiana tabacum (common tobacco)
Lineage: Eukaryota; Viridiplantae; Streptophyta; Magnoliopsida; Solanales; Solanaceae
Source: RefSeq, a predicted model, not a curated record
AUGGAAUCUAAUGAAAAUGUAAGAGUGAGUUGGAGAAAUACGGAUGUGGUAAAAACUUUUUUAGAAACUUGUAUUCAAGAAGUAUCUUUAAACGGAAGACUUGGAAGUAGUUUGAAGCCGGAUUCAUGGAACAAGGUUAACUUAGUUCUGGAGAAUUCUCAUGGUUUUAAAGUUAACCAAAAGCAGAUGAAGAAUCACUAUGAUUAUCUAAGAGACAAGUAUCAAGCUUGGUUGCCGAUAACUAAAAAGACUAGUAAUAUUUAUGAUCCAACAACUAAUACCAUUCUAAUGUCUAAUAGUGAGUGGGAUGAGUACAUAAAGGCGCAUCCAAAAGCCAAGACAUUGAAGAGUUCACCUCUACUCUUCUCGGAUCUUUGUACUGCACUUUUCGAGGGUUCUACUGCAACCGACAUUCAUGGUUGGAGUCCAAGUUGUUCAAUUCCCCGACCUGGUGUCUCAUCUUUAUCUACUAAUAUAGAUAUAGAUACCCUUGAUGAUGUUGAAGAUCUACAUGAUGAUAAAAAUGAUGGAACUUCUAUUAAUUCUUCAGUUUCAACAGAAAGGAAAAAUGCGGGAAAGAAAAGAAAAACCACACUGUCUCGAGUAGAAAUUGAUGAUAAGAUGAGUACUGCUUUGGAGUUAUUGAUUAAAAAAAAUAGUGCACCUAAUGUUGAGGAAUGUAUGAUUGGACAUGGAUAUCGACGAUCAAAUAUUGUUGUUGAUGUGCUUGUAUUGGCAUAG